This is a messenger RNA of Ostreobium quekettii, 987 nucleotides long. The record is from the annotation of a GenBank genome assembly. NCBI's taxonomy places the organism in Eukaryota, Viridiplantae, Chlorophyta, Ulvophyceae, Bryopsidales, Ostreobiaceae.
AUGAGGGAGCGCAUUCCAGAUCUUGUAAAGACGGCGGACAAUUGGUGCAGUAAAUGGGCGAACAAGAAAACAAUUCUGGCAACAGAGGAGCUGAAGCGCUACACUUUGGAUGUCACAAUGAACGCUCUUCUUGGAAUGGAGUUUCCUCUGAAUGGGGAGUCACUGGAGGACUUGUACAACAAGUUGCACAUCUUUUCCACAGGCGUCUACUCGUUUGGUAUUGACCUUCCGUUCACAAAAUUUGGAAGAGCCAUGGCUGCACGGCAGGAGAUUCUGGACAUGAUUUCCGAGGGGAUUUACCGCUUUCGGCGCAAUCCAGAACUAAAAGGCUGCCUUCGGAGCCUAAUUGAUGGACGGGAUGAGGAUGGAAAUGGCCUGACGAUGCCAGAGCUGCUGGAUAACAUCGUCACCAUAGCAUACGCUGGAUUCGAAUCUACGGCCCUAGGGAUGACGACAGCACUCUUGAAAAUGGCACAACAGCCUGAGGUCUGGGAAGAACUGAAAAAGGAACAGGAGCGCAUCAUCGCCAAACACGGCCCCGAAAUGACAGCGGAGGCCAUAGAAGACAUGGAAUACACUACAGCGGUGUACAAGGAGGCCGUGCGCAUAAUGCCUACACUUCCAGGUCUUUUCAAAGUCGCAACCAAGACUUUCGAGAUCAACGGAUACCGCAUACCCAAGGGCUGGGUCGUUAUUCCCUUAACAGGCACCACCGCUCAGCACUACGACGAACGGUGGCCCGGCGACGCAAACUACUGCCCGAACCGAUACUUGACAAAAGCCGGACGGGAACCCGUUCCAGAGCUGGCCUUCGGCCUUGGGCCACACUCUUGCAUUGGACGUUACCUGUCCAUACUGGAGGCCAAAAUCUUGUUAGCGACCAUGGCUCGGGGCUUCAGCUACAAGAUUGCAAAUCCGGACCAGGCCAGGGUGUAUGCGCCGUUGCCCUUUCCGGAAGAUGGACUCGCCAUGAUAGUCGACAAGUGA